AAUAUGGAAACCGACUUGUCGUGAUCGAAUCGAGAUAUUAGUGACUGUUCUGAAAUUUAUUAAUAGAACAGGCAAAAUGGUUGCAUCACGGACGUGAACAUCAGACAUCCAAUUAACGUCUGACGACUUGAUAUGGGGAAGAAAGACAAAAGGGAUAAAGAGGAACGAAGAGCCAGUAAAAGAGCAAAGCUUGAGCAAGAAUAUGAAGAAGAGGAAGAUGAUAUUAAAGAAACUGACAAAGGUGUUCCUAAAGCAGCCACACAAAAUAUCCAGGAGGAAACAAAAGAGGAUGAAUUUGGGGCAAAAGACUAUCGCCCGAUGCUUGACCUCAAGUUUGACCAUGGAUCAAGACCUUUGUGGGUGGGACCAAAUGGACAUAUUUUCCUAGAGUCAUUUUCACCUGUGUAUAAACAUGCCCAUGAUUUCCUGAUUGCCAUAUCUGAACCUGUUUGCCGACCACUUAAUAUCCAUGAGUAUAAACUUACGCCGUACUCUCUGUAUGCUGCAGUGUCUGUUGGACUAGAGACAAAGGAUAUUAUUGAAUAUCUCCGUCGUCUCAGCAAGACUACACUUCCCUCUGGUAUAGAGGAAUUUAUAAAGUUGUGUACCCUGAGCUAUGGUAAAGUGAAGCUAGUGCUCAAGCACAACAGAUACUAUGUAGAAAGUCAGCAUCCGGAUGUCAUACAGAAGCUGCUGAAGGAUCCUGUCAUCCAGGAAUGUCGCUUUAGAGCCAGCAGCCAGCAGACAGAGGAACUAGUCGAGGGACUAGUCGAGGGACAGAUUUCCUCGAAGUCAGCACUACAGUUGAACAAGCCUUCUAAUGGAGCUGCAGGUUCUACAGCAGAUCCCACUCCGGGUCCGUCAGGCUCAGGGGAGGGAGUAGAGGAAACAGAACAGCCAGCUGUACCUAACGAUAUCUUCGAUUACUAUGAUAAAAUUGACAAGGACGAGGAUGAUGACUUUGAAGACAUGAAAACUGUGUCAUUUGAGGUCAAACAGGAAAAUAUUGAAGAAAUACAAAAACGGUGUAUAGAAUUGGAAUAUCCCCUGUUGGCAGAAUAUGACUUCAAAAACGACACCCACAACCCUGAUAUAAAUAUGGACCUCAAGCCAUCUACAGUGUUACGACCCUAUCAAGAGAAAAGUCUGAGAAAGAUGUUUGGGAAUGGUCGAGCACGUUCUGGAGUUAUUGUUCUUCCUUGUGGUGCUGGUAAGACCUUGGUGGGUGUGACAGCAGCAUGUACUAUCAGAAAAAGAUGCUUGUGCUUGGCAACCUCAGGUGUAGCUGUAGAACAAUGGCGCUCUCAGUUUAAAAUGUGGUCAACAGCAGAUGACAGUAUCAUUUGUAGAUUCACGUCUGAUGCUAAAGACAAACCUAUUGGCUGUUCCAUCUGUAUCAGUACCUAUUCUAUGUUGGCACAUAGCCAGAAGCGGUCAUGGGAGGCAGAAAAAGUGAUGGAAUGGAUGCAGAGUCAGGAAUGGGGACUUAUGGUCCUAGAUGAAGUACAAACCAUACCUGCUAAGAUGUUUCGACGUGUAUUGACAAUUGUUAAUGCCCAUUGUAAACUUGGGUUGACUGCAACCUUAGUUCGAGAAGAUGACAAGAUUGCUGAUCUUAACUUCCUGAUAGGACCAAAACUUUACGAGGCAAACUGGAUGGAGCUUCAAAACAAAGGCUUCAUUGCUAGAGUGCAGUGUGCUGAGGUUUGGUGCCCUAUGACUCCAGAGUUUUACAGAGAAUACUUGAAUACAAAAUCAAUGAAGAAAAUGCUGCUUGCCAUCAUGAAUCCAAACAAGUUCCGGGCAUGUCAAUUCCUCAUACGUUAUCAUGAACGUCGCAAUGACAAAAUCAUUGUAUUCUCGGACAAUGUGUUUGCCCUGAAAAACUAUGCCAUCAGAUUGAACAAGCCUUACCUGUAUGGUCCAACAUCACAAGGGGAACGCAUGCAGAUUCUACAGAAUUUUCAACACAAUCCCAAGGUCAACACAAUCUUCGUUUCAAAAGUUGCAGACACGUCAUUUGAUUUGCCAGAGGCAAAUGUUUUAAUUCAAAUCUCAGCUCAUGGUGGUAGUCGACGGCAGGAGGCCCAAAGAUUGGGCAGAAUUCUUAGGGCAAAAAAAGGUGCUGUCGCGGAGGAGUACAAUGCCUUCUUUUACUCCCUGGUCACACAGGACACCAUGGAGGUGCAUUACUCGUUAAAGCGUCAAAGGUUUCUUGUCAACCAGGGAUACAGUUACAAAGUUAUCACAAGGUUCGCUGGCAUGGAUGAGGAGAACCUGGCCUAUCGGACCAAAGAUGAACAGAUGCAGCUGUUACAGAAAGUGCUGGCAGCUACAGAACAGGACGCGGAGGAAGAGCAGGGAGGUGGAGAUGGAGCUAGACCUCAGAUGGCAAGAAAGGCUGGCAGUAUGAGUUCUAUGUCUGGGGCGGAUGAUGCUGUGUACAUGGAGUACAGAAGCAGAAAGGGACAGAAUCUCCACCCACUAUUUAAGAAAUUCAGGACAAAUUAAAUUCAAAUUAUAAUCUGUGAAGUUUGACUUUUUCCACUUUAAAGAGGAAAACAAUUUAGGUGUCUGUUUCAUUUGUCUCUCCUGAUCUUGGGGAUAACUAUAUCUAUACACCAAUAAGCCCAUGUCUGGUGAUAAGCCCACCAAUAUUUAUUUUGGUUUCAGGAGGACUGUCACCAAAUAUUAUAAUGUCAUUGUUUUGUAUUAAGUGCAAGCCUCCAGAAUUUGUGUCAGAGGUAACUCCCUAACUCCCAACAAAUGCCCCUGGGAUUAUUGGAAGAUGAAGAUGGUGUAUAUAAUUAUGUACCGAAAGUCUUAUCAGACAGAAUGAGAAAAAGUACUUUAUUCUUGCUUUUGUACAGAACCAGCUGACUCAAGUCAUGUUAAUGUUGAUUUUGAUAUUAUUUGCUUUAGAACAGUCAGUAGUCAUUUUCUUACAGAAGCUAGACUUUGAAUGGUAUCAAAUGAUCAUGAGCCCAUUCCACUGGGGUGUUAACAUAUGACAUCAUUUCAAAGAGGUAAACACAUUUUCAUUGAUGCCAUAUAAUCACAAGUAUAAUUCUUCUGUCUGAAGUCUCAUUCAUUUUCAUGGAUUGUCUAUGGUCACCAAGGAACGCUGAAUUUGUAAAAUUGAUCACUAUUUUUCCAAUCUGUAAAUGUAUGUGGUUUUAGAUGAAACCUUGCAAAAUUAGAGAAACCCUCUUUCACCACUGUCCAGUGUGGCAAAGACUGACACAGAACCAUUCAUUAUGCUGUCUUGUUUCAAAGACGGUGCUUUAGGGGAUAGAUUUGAUCUUAUAAUCCAUUUAAUUAACAAUUUAAAAUUGUACAGAUAAUAUGAAGUUAAUGAUGAAAAUUGGCUCUUUGGUGGAAAGCAUUUGAAUAUGGUGUAUGUGUGAAAUGGAAGUAAGUUACAGAAACAUGCGAGAUAUUUUAUGUAUGUGAAUGACUGGUAUUGUUUGGACAUGUUGACUAAUUAAUGAAUGUAUUUGAUAAAACAAAAAUAAAGAAAAAAUGUGUCUUGUUA
Ylistrum balloti is the source of this 3535-nucleotide messenger RNA. RefSeq names its product general transcription and DNA repair factor IIH helicase subunit XPB-like. Gene Ontology annotation, cellular component: transcription preinitiation complex; transcription factor TFIIH holo complex; nucleotide-excision repair factor 3 complex. Bases 133 to 2511 code for a protein of 792 amino acids. The transcript is spliced from 21 exons. Gene Ontology annotation, biological process: transcription initiation at RNA polymerase II promoter; nucleotide-excision repair. NCBI's taxonomy places the organism in Eukaryota, Metazoa, Mollusca, Bivalvia, Pectinida, Pectinidae. Gene Ontology annotation, molecular function: DNA binding; ATP binding; hydrolase activity. The record is from RefSeq and is a predicted model, not a curated record.